AGCGCCGGCAGUAUAUCGGUGUCGGCGCUGGUGUUGUGCCCACUCGCCAGAGGGCUAUUCAAACGGGCGAUCCUCGAGUCGGGCGCUCAGCUCUUCAACCGUAAGGACAGCCACACAAAGGCCAAGGGUUUGGCCGAAGCCCGGCGUAUGGCUAACCGUUUCCAGUGUACGGACGAUAAGACUUGGUUAGACUGUUUGCGCAAAGUUGACGCCAAAGAGGUUCACGAUUACGCAGACAUUACCGUCGGUGCGAUGAUUGGCACCGACUAUAUGCCUGUCGUGGCUCAGGAGGCCAUCAAAACUGGCAAAUUUAAUACCGACGUGGAUGUGAUGGCAGGAGUGGUGCGAAACGAGGGCUCGCUAUUGGCGCCGGAAAUCAAAGGUAAUAUCACUAAACAAAAGCUCAUUGAAGCGAUUAAGCCGAGUAUUGGUGACACGGAUGCCAACAAAGUGGCCGACUUUUAUCUGAACGGCGCGGCGCCCGACAACUACUCGGCCAACCGGUGGGCCUAUUAUGACAUAUACGGCGAUACGGGUCUGAAGUGCAAUACCUAUCUGUUUGCCAAACACGUGGCCCAACACCAGACCGGCGGCGCUAACGUGUACUUCUGGGAGCAGACCUAUCAGAGUGGCGGCAAUUUGCAGGGCUGUGACGAGAAGACAAUGGGCAUCUGCCACGGAUCCGAUCUUGAGUUUGUGUUCUUCAGGACCGGCGCUAACCCUAAGCUCGACAUACCUUUCAGUAAAGAGUGGAUCACUUUAUGGACUAAUUUCGCCAAAACU
Molecule: messenger RNA, 783 nt
Organism: Medioppia subpectinata
Lineage: Eukaryota; Metazoa; Arthropoda; Arachnida; Sarcoptiformes; Oppiidae
Source: the annotation of a GenBank genome assembly